CAGAGAAUAUCCUGAGCUGGAAGGGACCCACAAGGAUCAUCACAUCCAACUCUUGAGAACACCCUGCAUAAGAACACCCCAAGAAUGCCACCAUAUGUCUGAGGAUGCUGUCCAAAUGCUUCCUGAGUGGGGUCAGGUGAGACAGAUAAUUAAAGAAUCAUUAAGACCUCCAAGAUCAUCAAGGCAGACCUUUGACUGAACACCUCCUUGUUAAUUAAACCACAGCACUAAUUGCCACCCGCAGCUCCCUCAGCCACUCCGCAUAGGACUGACUCCCCAGCUCCGUGCCCUUCUCUGGACACACUCCAGCCCCUCAAUGUCUGUUUUGUAGUGAGGAACAGAACUGGGCACGGCCCCACAGAACUUGAGGGGCCUCAGCAGUGCCCAGCACAGGGGAACGGGCACUGGUCCAGCUGGGGAUAAUGUUCUGAGCUCGGGUGAGACUGAAAUGAGGUGGGUGAGGCAGGGAAGGGCAGGAUGAGCCCCAGCAGGGGUGUGUCGGGUGAGACUGAAAUAGGGUGAGUGAGGCAGGGAAGGGCAGGAUGAGCCCGAGAAGGGGUGGUGGGUCGGGUGAGACUGAGAUGGGGUGGAUGAGGCAGGGAAAGACCGAGGGUUAAGUCCGAGCAGGGGUCAGUCGGGUGAGACUGAAAUAGGGUGAGUGAGGCAGGGAAAGGCAGGAUAAACCGGAGCAGUGGUUGGUCGGGUGAGACUGAGAUGAGGCAGGUGAGGCAGAAAAAGGCAGGAUGAGCCCGAGAAGGGGUGUGUCGGGUGAGACUGAAAUAGGGUGAGACUGAAAUAGGGUGCAUGAGGUAGGGAAGGGCGGGAGGAACCCGAGCAGUGGUCGGUCAGGCGAGACUGAGAUGAGGCGGGUGAGGCAGGAAAGGGCAAGAUAAGCCGGAGCAGUGGUCGGUCGGAUGAGACUGAAAUAAGGUGCCAUCUCUUCCUUGCAAAGACAGAUGGAGAUCCAAGAAUCUGAGCUUCGGAGAAUCAGAUCUGAAAAGGAAUUGCUCCAGAAGCAGCUCAGAGAGAGAGAAGUCCAGCUCCAAGCUGUGUCUGACAAGCUCUGCAGCCUCACAGAAGAACAGAGGCAGGAAGAAGCGGUGGUGAUGAUGGAGGAGGAGAACCACAACCUUCAACGGGUUGUUACAGAACAGGAACUCCAGCUGGCUGAGCAGAACAAGCUCAUCAGUGAGCUACAGGGGACAGUCAGCCAGCUGCAGGCUGAGGUUGUGACCACCCGCCUCCACCUCCUGAUGCAGAAACAGGCCCAGAAGGAGACCCAGAGCCAGGUUGAGACACUGCAGCACACAGAGCUGCAAAGCAGAGUGGCACUGGAGCUCAUCAGCAGCAAGUUUGAAAGGUUUAGAAACAAAAUAAUCCAGGCUACGUUCAGCGUGGAGGGCAGCCAGGACCCCCAGGGCGAGCUCACAGAUGAUGAAGUGCUGGAGGCAGUGCAGAAAAUCUUUAAUGAGCGGACGGAGUUCCAGCAGAUGCUGAAGAACAAGGGCAGCAAGACAUCACUGCUCAGCAGUGACAGCAGCACAGCAUCACCAGCUAGGAGAAGGAAAUCCUCCAGGAUGGAAAGGCUCUGAUGGCUGAGCCAGAUCCCAUCACCAGCCUCAGGCUCUGGGCUCUCAGCUCGGAGCUGGUGCCUUACAACAGAUUAAACUCAUUUUACUGACACCAAGUUCUGUGGGAGUAUCUGGUUCAAUUGUUUCAGCCAGCUCAGAGCUCAAGUCACAGGAAGUCCUUGGUCUGUAGUAACACUUGACUUCCCAGAGAAGCCUGAAGCACAAGCAGACUUGGCUACAAGCAGCUGGGGAGUGUAUAAUUCCCAUUUUUGCCGUGGGAAGUUUUUAAGUGACCUGACUGAACAUCCCCCAAUGCCAAAACGAGGGACAGUGCCAGGGCUGCAGAAGCUGUUUUAUUUUUCCAUUCCAUGUGCAAGUCCCAACAUGGGGAUGUAUUUGACAUAGCAGCAGUUCACUUAGAGCUCUGAGAUAUCAUUUUUACCAGAAGAGAGUCAGUCUGGGGGAGUUAACUGGUUUAGGGAGAGGUGUGAGUUCACACCAGUGCUCACACACACACAAAUAUAGGUCACCCAGAGACUGCCAAACAAGAACUGCUCCAAUUUCCUGUAUUUUGGAAGGCAAAAAUAUGUGGUUGGGGCAGAAAGCUCCAGGAGGGUCACUCUGGGCAUCAGUGCCUGUACUCUGGGGGGACAGGGAGCUCAGCAGUGCCAGCUGGAGGCAGCUCUGAAUGCACCUGAACCUCCUCAGCAAGAACAAAGCCAAUGCUCAACCACAGUAACUCUCUAGCACACACAAGGUCACCACAAUUCCCACAGGGAUGGAGGGUGGCCCUGAAAUGCACUGGGACACACAAACCCUGCAGCUGACACAACAAAUCCCUUAAAAAUGGAAGCUGUGCUCAUGCCUGAACACAAAAACCGUCACUUUAAAAUGCAUCCCUCAAGUUCUGACAGCAAUUAAAUGCUUCUGACAGCAACUAAAUGUUCACAGUUACUCCAAAUAAAAUUUUGCAGAACAAGAUGUCAGCAAAGUGCUUUGGCAUUCUGACUCCAGGUUGUACCCAGCAGAGGACCUCAGUUCCACACUGCCAAUUCCUGCAUUUUUCUGUUGCCAUAAUAAUGAUCCAGAUGAAACACCAAAAGGAAAAAGUGAUCUUGCAGAAAAAUGUGGUUGUGCUUGUUUUAACCAUUGUAACGAUUUUCUCUACUGCAUUCUGACAUCCAACAGCUUCUCUGCCUUCAGUCCAUGUUUGAAGAUGCUGCUCUUUUGCACAGGCCUAACAUGGAUGAUCUCUGUUAAGGAUGAAAAAUCCCAAUUCUCCUUGCUGUAGCUCAUCAAACUCUGAAGCCACUGCCUUCCCAGCAGGAUGCUCCACAUCUUUAAAAACCCAAACCAUCUCACUGUGCACCAGUUGUGUUGUUGAAUAUACGAAAAAAAAA
Messenger RNA from Passer montanus (Eurasian tree sparrow), 2971 nucleotides. RefSeq names its product coiled-coil domain containing 27 (gene CCDC27). The transcript has 6 exons. Bases 957 to 1592 code for a protein of 211 amino acids. The record is from RefSeq and is a predicted model, not a curated record. Lineage: Eukaryota; Metazoa; Chordata; Aves; Passeriformes; Passeridae.